Molecule: messenger RNA, 693 nt
Organism: Cercospora beticola
Lineage: Eukaryota; Fungi; Ascomycota; Dothideomycetes; Mycosphaerellales; Mycosphaerellaceae
Source: RefSeq, a predicted model, not a curated record
AUGGGAGACAAGCGCAAGGCUGAGGCUCCGCCAGAGGGAUCACGCCGCAGUGAACGCCUGCAGACUGUCAAGAGGCAAAAGAUUGCCGAUGAGGAGACUACUUCGCAUGCCAUACCAGCUAAGCCUAAGCGCUUCCAUCGUCCGCGGCAGCGCAAGUCAUGCCACCUGCUCAACUUGCCAGGAGAGAUCAGAAACAGAAUCUACCGCUAUGCUCUGGUCAAGGCCAAACCCAUCAAGGUGACGCGCAAAGGUCCCGGCGAACCAAGUCUAUUGCGUGUGUGCAACCGUAUCCGCCGUGAAGCUUGUAGUAUCUACUACGCCGAGAACGAGUUCGAGGUGCACGUGGAGGACUUCGACGGCGAAGCUCUUGUCCCAUUCAAGAAUCAAUACUCUUCCUUCUACAACUGGCUGAACGGACAGCGCCGUGGCGUCAAUGUUACCAACCUGAUGAAAGGCAAGCCAGACUGGGACAACCUCGUCGCGUGGGCUAAGGCCGAUCGCUAUCGUACAGCUUUCUGGCCAGACAUUUUCGGUGCCUACUGUCCAACUCACCAAGUUGUUGCCAGCACCUUCAGAAUCGUGGAUUCUAUGGAUGGACUACCAUGGUGUGAAGUGGAGCAGGCGCUCGACGCAAUGCGAGAGGUACUGGAUGGGCUGCCAUCUCCGUGGGCAGAAUUCCCAGGAUGGUACUGA